Molecule: messenger RNA, 5061 nt
Organism: Topomyia yanbarensis
Lineage: Eukaryota; Metazoa; Arthropoda; Insecta; Diptera; Culicidae
Product: neuronal calcium sensor 2
Exons: 6
Coding region: 815-1375 (186 amino acids)
Molecular function (GO): calcium ion binding
Source: RefSeq, a predicted model, not a curated record
UCUCUGAGUUGAAUUCGUAUCGUUCGGUACCGGUCGACCCGCAAAACCAGUAUGGUGGCAGUGUAAAAGCUUUAUACAUUAGGUAUUCUGUGCUUUGAGGGUGGAAAAUUAGGUCCUAAUCUCAGCUCUACAACGGCGUGUUAUCGCGUGCUGUGAAGUUUCCUGUUCUGGUUGAAAAAAAACGUCCUCACGAGAGGCAAAGCAAAGCGUGUUUAUUUAUCCUCGUGUGCGGAAAGUGUGUGGUGUCAGCAUCGCGAAAAGUUUGUUCCAUUUAUUUGUACUAUAGUGCUAUACAGUCAUUCGGACAGCAGCAAAUUUCGAUGACCGGAAGUGGAAAGGUGGAAAAUUAAUCAAUCAAGUGAUUGGACGGCAACAGUACCUGAAGGCUAGCCAACAGGGGGAUCCUCCCGACAAUAGAACGUGUCUGUAUGUGAGCGUGCUCACUCUGAUGUAGUCCAGCAAAGUGUUCAUAGAGAAAAAAGGUUAAAACGAUAAAUAUAAGAAAGCAAAAUAGUGAUCGAAGAAAUAGUGCUCAAGCCGUCCCUGGAUCAAAGGGAAACGCCCUGGUACAUCGUAGACUGCAUCGUACUGCAAACAGUUUGCGUCUCCUGCUGCUGCUAGUCGUAGUUGGUGAAGCUAAGUCGUGCGGAAGGAAAAUCGACAGUAGCGUGCCGUAGUUUGGUGCAUUAGUUGUCUGUGGCACACGGAAAAUCGUAGCUUUCAACCAGCGAAGAGGGAAGGCAAGUAGCAGCUGGCAGCAACUUUUGCAGUUUCGUUCCGCAACCCGAGCGACAGACGCUUCUAAUUUACGGACAUGGGCUGUUUAGGUAGUAAGGAUCGCCUCUCCAAAGAGGAUAUGGACUUUCUAAAAUCACACACCCGGUACGAUGAGUCCACAAUCAAAGAGUGGUACAAAGGGUUCAAGCAAGAUUGUCCAAACGGUAAACUGACGCCGGCGAAAUUCGUAGAUAUGUACAAAAUGUUCUUCCCGUCGGGCAAUGCCGAAGAAUUCUGCGAUCACGUCUUCCGGACGUUUGACAUGGACAAAAAUGGCUACAUUGAUUUCAAGGAAUUUCUGUUAGCCAUCGACGUUACAUCCAGCGGCACACCGGAGGAGAAGCUGAAGUGGGCAUUCAGAAUGUACGACGUAGACGGAAACGGCGUCAUAGACAUACAAGAAAUGACCAAAAUUGUUCAGGCGAUAUACGAUAUGCUGGGAGCGUGCUCAUCGAACAAACCGGCGGAUUCGGCGGAGGAGCGUGCGAAAAACAUUUUCGCCAAGAUGGACGAGAAUAACGAUGGCCAAUUGACGCAGGACGAGUUCCUCAAGGGCUGCCUGCAGGACGAGGAGCUGUCGAAAAUGUUGGCACCUUAAGCUUAAAAACCAUACAUUUAAACAACAACCAGUAGCUACGCUAGAUAUUCGUAAGAUUUAAGUAAAAACAGAGCAACAUUUAUCGGAGCCAGAGAGAAAGCAUGCAGUUGUUUUUCUUUUGUGUGGGCCACAGCAUAAGUCAAGUAAGCGAAUCGCCGCACGCCUACGCAAAGAAGUCAGAAACAUAAACAUUGCCAGGAUCGGUAGGGUGGGAAAUCUCAUAUUCAAUUUGGCAGAAAAAAACAAAGGAACAGAGCUAAACCAACCAUUAGGGAAUUUUCGCGUUAAGUAAGUUAAUUACAACUUUCAUAUGAAAACACAAACCAAAAAUGUAGCCAAGAGCAGCUAACCCGCUGUCAGGCAAAACGAACCAUUUGUACGAAAGGAGCUUUGCUAGUCCGAGACCAGAGGCAGGAGAGACGAGUACUCAUAAUUAAGCGAAAAUUUGAUGAUAUUGAUAUAAAACUAAUCGUAAUUUUUCAUCAACACACCGAGUAUUGCACCAGAACAAGAAAGCAAAACAGAUUGUAAUGAAAACAAAUAAAAUAGGUAAUUCGUUAUUUUUGUUACCGAAGCAUCACAACAAAAGAAACCAGCAAUAGAUUAAACGUCGUUAUUCGCAUUGCGAAGUGUGUGUGUGCACACUGAUGUAGCGCGGAAAAGCGAGGGGGGAGUGACACAAACCAGAAUUAAAUAUGAUAAUCAUUCGAUUAGUUAAGCAAAGAGGCGAAAGUGUUAUCAAAUCUUUUUCCCCCGAAUGUUCAUGAUAGGCGAGAGAAUCAGGGUUAGUUUAGUGUCAAAGGAAAGUUCAACCAGUAUCGGAAUGAGCACCGACGGUCAUCAUUGCUUCAAUAACCACGUGAUGCGCCUAAGUAGUUACAGGUGGGAGGAUAACCCGAUGAGGUAAGAUUGAGUAAAAAAAUAUUAUUCCACGUCGAAAGGCACAACGGAAAGGCGAAGUUUGGUAAGUAAGUUAAAACUUUUUUCACAUUCGGAUCGCAUUUACACUAGGACUAUACUUUCUCAGUCUUGCUUUCCCUUUUCCUCGUAAAACAGAAAAGUAUUAGUAUAUUGUAAAAGAAGGUAUAGAAGGGUGACUGCAUUCCACGUCUUUGCGUCAUAAGCAACCGAAACGAACCAAAUUAUGCAAAGUGUAGGCAUGAAAGUUUAUCGAUAUAUUUUCUGUAGGUGUCAUAAGUAUAUGUAGGAAAGUAAAGCUUUACCCGGGUGUACUUGGUUCUCGGUGUAUCGCCCGUCAAAAUCGCUUGACUAGGGUCUGCGGUGGAGUGAUGUGUGUGUGUGGGGAGGAACGAGAAUGUAAUCUCUUUUACUCUUUGGAUCAGCUGAGUACGCUCAUAAAGCUUUUUUUUAUUGAACCAUCAAUUCACCGAUCAUUCGGUUCACAGAUUGAAGUAACAGUACUUUCGGGAUCACAAACUGUCAAUUUUCUGCAUCCAUCUAGAUGAUUCAAGUUCCGAUUGAUUAAUCGCCAUUUUCUUUUGUUAAACCAAAGUAAGACAAAGCAUCAGCUGGUGUCCCACUGGCAAUCGUGGCGCCCUCUGCCGACGAAAAAUUUAACCCUAUAAUGGCGUCAUGUAACGAUAUGGUGUUUUUCCGGACCAUAUAUUUUCGUUUGUUUCUCUUUGGGGCUCUAAACUGUCAUCGUUUCUAUUUCACAAAGGAAACGACGCCGCAUAAAUCACCGAUUGAUUUAUAUUCCUGUUGCAGAAUAGAGGAUUUUGUUUUCUCUCGGGGAGUUGAUUUAGGUCGCUGGGAAAAUUUACUGUACGAUGUUGGGGUUGAAAUCUGUGUGUCUGUGGACGAUGACGGGCGAGGCUGAUCGGAAGGAAACGUCGUACUCACCAUAUGUGGCAAGAUUGAAGCGAGAAAUCAGAAGUAAAUUUUUCCAUUGUCCGUAGCAUGAAAUCGCUUAAAAUGCCUUUUAUUUCACUAAAUUGAAAAACCAACAAUAUCUUUAAUUAUUCCCAAAUUUCAUCCACCCUCCGAACAGUUCUAUUUUCCAUCGUGUUUCUUGGGGGUGUUUUUAGGCACCGAAAAAAAACCGUUUCCUCUUCCACCCGGCAAUUUCGCCAAUCAGGAAUAUUGCAUUUUCCAUAAAUUAAAUUGAAAGCUCCUUUCCCCGGACCACCACCGCCCGUACUUUUGAUCGGGCAGUUUCCUGAUGCUGCAUAAAUGUAAUCCAAUGAUAGCGGACUUCAAACUGACGGUGGUCAGCUGAAAGCCAAAAGCUGAAUCAAUCCUCCCAUCCCCCCUGCUUGCACGGUCAGUGCGAAAGGUAGGAGGCACCAUUUCGCUUCGAUUAGCGAUGGGUGGCGGUUUUUCGAUUCCGCCAUUUGAAGCUCCCCUUAAAACUGCUCUGGCAACCGCGCAGCUCAAUCGUUGAUUGUUGUUUUUUGUGUCUCUUCAGUGCAGCACGAAAUAGAUUGAAACAAUCAUCCGCAGUACGAUUCCAUCAAAAGCAUGCUGAAUUAUGACGCAGGAAAUGCUCGGGGUGAUUCCAAACCGGGGUUUGAAGAACUGGAAAUUCGCUUUGUGCUGCUGCUGUUACUAUAUUGUUACAAUUUCGAUUUGCAUCGAAGAGAUAUGCUAAUCCUAUUAUCUUUCCCGUGGGAUUUUCUUUUUUACUGAAUUCAUCAGGAUGAAAAAAGAACAGCGGAAUCGGAUAUAAUUGCAAUUUUCCUUGCUCCCCUCUCACGCACACCGCUUCGCCCGUACCUAGCAUCAUCUCUCUAGGUUUAAUCAUUCGUCCAAUAUUCGUAAUCGGUAAUUCUUUCGCAACUAUGUGUAUAUUUUCCAGCACUAAGCAGAUGUAUUUUUGUAAAUAUUUUUAUACCUUUGAAAAUCCAAUUUACUGUUACCGUAAAGCGUGUACAAUUUUCUAGUUUAGCAACUUUUCGGAUUCGGUUCGUUUUUGGACACUUUUUUCUUGUGACAGAAGCAAGACCACUUUUCUAACAAACUCUCGAACUACUGUUAUUAAUUUAAGCGAAGGGAAACCAGGUUUAAGGCAAAUCUCUCACUGUUUAUAUAUUUAAAAAAAAACGUAAAAACAUACCACAUAGCUACUAAAUGUGAAACACAAAUCCAUUUUUGCACAAAACAAACUUUAACAUGUGUUAGCACAAACCAGUAAAGCAGAAAUGAAAGAAAAGUUUAAUAUUUAAGAAUUUAUAGAAAACUCUAAGCAAAGCAACUCAAUGCUAACUAGAACGCAAACUGACAGCUAUCAAACACAGGAAAAAAAACUUCAUUUAAUGAGCAUGACCUGCAACUCUUUCUCUCUUUUCAAGAAAGUGAAUGUUAAUAUAGCCUAUAUACUACUAGACUAGCUAAGAACGAGAAGAAAACCUAUGAAAAAACACACACAAUAUUCCUCCCUUUUGUUUUAUUAAAAUUACUUCUCAGAGAACAAUCGCAAAACAAUGAUAACGAAUUUUUGAAAAUCCCGCGCUUUAUAACCAUAAUAAAAAUGUGGAGAAAACACCAAAAAAAAUGAACAUACCUUUGAAGAAAUGAGAAAAACAAACAACACACAUAAAAAUCAAAUUAAUGUUAAAACCAAGUCCUUUGAGAAAGAAAAAAAAAUACAAUUCUGGCUGUUUAUGGCUUACGAGAAGAAACAAUAAAUACAUGUAGUCAAUACAAAGUGACAAGGAAAAUAAUAA